Molecule: messenger RNA, 1448 nt
Organism: Nematolebias whitei (Rio pearlfish)
Lineage: Eukaryota; Metazoa; Chordata; Actinopteri; Cyprinodontiformes; Rivulidae
Gene: trmt5
Product: tRNA methyltransferase 5
Exons: 5
Coding region: 24-1448 (474 amino acids)
Biological process (GO): mitochondrial tRNA methylation; tRNA N1-guanine methylation
Cellular component (GO): mitochondrial matrix; cytoplasm
Source: RefSeq, a predicted model, not a curated record
GCCGUUGAUGACGUCAUCUCAACAUGCUUCUGAACAGAAGGAUCCUCACUAGAAUUUUUGCAUCACUUCAAACGCAGAUAAAUCUAAAACCUGCAUCUGUACAUCAGAGCUUCUCACCUGCUAAGUUGCUCCAUUCUGGAGUUGCUGCUAAGAUCGUAAUGGAGCCCAAACUGUACCAACCCCCUGUAGAGGUCCGAGGCAUGACCUCCCUGAACAAAGAUGCUUUCACACAGAUUAUUACAGUCCCAGCUCUACGGGUUCCCAUCGGGGUUUUACAUAAAGUGUUGAAGAGCCUGAAAAAGUCCAUCAUCAAGCGACCAAACUUAUUCAAAGUGGUUCAAGACAACGAGGGGAGUGAUGACUUUCGGUUGGUGCUGCUGGAUCCUCACAGUGUGUCCUCAGCAAGCUCCUUCAGUGAGGCUGAAGCAGAGAUGCUCAGGUCGUUUAGUGUUGCUGCGGAGCUGCAGAACUAUGAGCUGAAGCUGACCUAUGACCAACUGAAGAGCGAUGAAGUGCUGGAAGCGGUGCUCCCUCAGGGUCAGGUGGUGACCUCAGGGUUCAGUCGGGUGGGGCACAUCGCACACCUCAACCUGAGAGACCACCAGCUCCCUUACAAGAACGUCAUAGGUCAAGUAAUUAUGGAUAAAAAUCCCGGUGUCACCUGUGUGGUGAAUAAGACAAACAUAAUCGACUCAACCUACCGGAACUUCAAGAUGGAGUUGCUGGCUGGAGAAGAAAACAUGGUUGUCAAAGUGAAAGAAAACGGGGUGGCAUACGAAUUUGAUUUUUCUCGUGUUUACUGGAACCCUCGGCUGAGUACAGAGCACCAGCGAGUGGUGCAGCUCGUUAAACGAGGUGACACAGUUUUUGAUGUGUUUGCUGGCGUUGGACCUUUUGCCAUCCCAGCUGCUCGAUUAGGCGCCAAAGUUUUGGCCAACGACCUCAACCCUGAGUCUUACAAAUGGCUGCAGCACAACUGCAAACUCAACAAGGUGGAGAGCAAAGUCCGAACCUUUAAUAUGGACGGCAGAGCCUUCAUCCAAGGACCUUUUAAAGAGGAGUUGCGCUCUCUGAUGAAAGGAGAAGGUGGUAUUCAUGUAGUGAUGAACCUGCCUGCGCUGGCUCUGGAGUUUCUGGAUGCCUUCAGAGGCCUUUUGCAGCUGGAAACAACCUCUGAGCUCAACCUCCCCACAGUGUACUGCUAUGCUUUCUCUAAAGAAGAAAACCCUGAGGCGGACGUGGUGGAGAGGGCUUCCCGUAACCUCGGUUUCCCUCUGGAGAACAAGUGCUCUGUGCAUUUUGUGCGCAAUGUAGCACCCAACAAAGACAUGCUGUGUGUACGAUUCCCAAUCCCUAAAGAGGUUCUUUUCUGCAGCGAUGAAAGCAGCACAGAGCCAUCAGAGGAACCAGCCCUGAAGAGACUGAAGUGUGAUGAAUCAACAAAAUAA